Lynx canadensis (Canada lynx) is the source of this 1086-nucleotide messenger RNA. It is a transcript of the gene VSX2, whose product is annotated as visual system homeobox 2. Bases 1 to 1086 code for a protein of 361 amino acids. The transcript is spliced from 5 exons. The record is from RefSeq and is a predicted model, not a curated record. Gene Ontology annotation, biological process: regulation of transcription by RNA polymerase II. Gene Ontology annotation, cellular component: nucleus. Lineage: Eukaryota; Metazoa; Chordata; Mammalia; Carnivora; Felidae. Gene Ontology annotation, molecular function: sequence-specific double-stranded DNA binding; DNA-binding transcription factor activity, RNA polymerase II-specific.
AUGACGGGGAAAGCGGGGGAAGCGCUGAGCAAGCCCAAAUCCGAGACUGUGGCCAAGAGUUCCUCGGGGGUCGCCCCGGCCAGGUGCACGGGGUUCGGCAUUCAGGAGAUCCUGGGCUUGAACAAGGAGCCCCCCAGCUCCCACCCGCGGGCUGCCCUCGACGGCCUGGCCCCCGGGCACUUGCUGGCGGCGCGCUCCGUGCUCAGUCCCGCAGGAGUGGGCGGCAUGGGGCUGCUGGGGCCCGGGGGGCUCCCCGGCUUCUACGCGCAGCCCACCUUCCUGGAAGUGCUGUCCGACCCGCAGAGCGUCCACUUGCAGCCGCUGGGCAGAGCGUCGGGGCCGCUGGACACCAGCCAGACGGCCAGCUCGGAUUCUGAAGAUGUUUCCUCCAGCGACCGAAAAAUGUCCAAAUCGGCUUUAAACCAGACCAAGAAACGGAAGAAGCGGAGACACAGGACCAUCUUUACUUCCUACCAGCUAGAGGAGCUGGAGAAGGCAUUCAAUGAAGCCCACUACCCAGAUGUCUAUGCCCGGGAGAUGCUGGCCAUGAAAACGGAGCUACCAGAAGACAGGAUACAGGUCUGGUUCCAGAACCGCAGAGCCAAGUGGAGGAAACGGGAGAAGUGCUGGGGCCGGAGCAGCGUCAUGGCGGAGUACGGGCUCUAUGGGGCCAUGGUGCGGCACUCCAUCCCCCUGCCAGAGUCUAUCCUCAAGUCUGCCAAGGAUGGCAUCAUGGACUCCUGUGCCCCGUGGCUGCUGGGGAUGCACAAAAAGUCGCUGGAGGCCGCAGCGGAGUCGGGGAGGAAGCCCGAGGUGGAGCGCCAGGCCCUGCCCAAACUCGACAAGAUGGAACCGGAGGAGCGGGGCCCCGACCCCCCAGCGGCCAUGUCCCAGGAGGAACUGAGGGAGAACAGCAUUGCGGCGCUCCGAGCCAGAGCUCAGGAGCACAGCACCAAAGUGCUGGGGACUGUGUCUGGGCCUGACAGCCUGGCCCGGAAUACCGAGGAGCCAGAGGAGGAGGACGCCAUGGAAGAAGACAGGCCAGCGGAGAAGCUGAGUCCACCACAGCUUGAGGACAUGGCUUAG